Molecule: messenger RNA, 2538 nt
Organism: Pollicipes pollicipes
Lineage: Eukaryota; Metazoa; Arthropoda; Thecostraca; Pollicipedomorpha; Pollicipedidae
Product: V-type proton ATPase catalytic subunit A-like
Biological process (GO): proton transmembrane transport; ATP metabolic process
Cellular component (GO): proton-transporting V-type ATPase, V1 domain; lysosomal membrane
Molecular function (GO): ATP binding; ATP hydrolysis activity; proton-transporting ATPase activity, rotational mechanism
Source: RefSeq, a predicted model, not a curated record
UUGACUGUCGGUCGGCGGUGUUGCGGUGUGUGUGUGCUUGGCCCGGCGCAUUGUUCUGUCGUCCCAUUAAACGAAAGCAGCCAUGGCUGGUGCUUUGAGCAGAGCCAAGAAUUUGGCUAAACUCCAAAAUGAAGAAAGGGAAGGCAAGCUAGGAUAUGUGUUUGCUGUAUCUGGACCAGUGGUGACAGCUGAGAACAUGUCCGGCUCCGCUAUGUUCGAGCUGGUGCGUGUCGGCUACUACGAGCUGGUGGGAGAGAUCAUCCGGCUGGAGGGUGACAUGGCCACCAUCCAGGUGUACGAGGACACCUCGGGUGUGACGGUCGGCGACCCCGUGCUGAGGACGGGCAAGCCCCUCUCCGUGGAGCUCGGCCCCGGCAUCAUGGGAGCCAUCUUUGACGGUAUUCAGCGGCCGCUGCAGGAUAUCAACGUGCUCACCAAGAGCAUCUACAUCCCCAAGGGCAUCAACACGCCGGCGCUCAGCCGCUCCGCGCAGUGGGACUUCCAGCCGGGCGUCAUGAAGGUGGGCAGUCACGUGACUGGCGGUGACGUGUACGGCAUGGUGCACGAGAACACGCUGAUCAAGCACAAGAUGAUGCUGCCGCCGCGCGCCAAGGGCACCAUCUCCUACAUCGCCCCGGCGGGCCACUACGGCAUCGACGAUGUGGUGCUGGAGACGGAGUUUGAGGGCGAGCGCACCAAGCACACGCUGCUGCAGGUGUGGCCCGUGCGGCAGCCGCGUCCCGUCAACGAGAAGCUACCGGCCAACCACCCGCUGCUCACCGGCCAGCGCGUGCUGGACGCUCUCUUCCCGUGUGUGCAGGGUGGAACCACGGCCAUCCCGGGCGCCUUCGGCUGCGGCAAGACCGUGAUCUCGCAGUCGCUCUCCAAGUACUCCAACUCGGACGUCAUCGUGUACGUCGGCUGCGGAGAGCGAGGAAACGAGAUGUCCGAGGUACUCCGCGACUUCCCCGAGCUGACGGUGGAGAUCGACGGCAACACAGAGUCGAUCAUGAAGCGGACGGCGCUGGUGGCCAACACGUCCAACAUGCCGGUGGCCGCCCGCGAGGCCUCCAUCUACACGGGCAUCACGCUCUCCGAGUACUUCCGAGACAUGGGCUACAACGUCUCGAUGAUGGCCGACUCGACGUCCCGCUGGGCCGAGGCGCUGCGCGAGAUUUCCGGCCGCCUGGCUGAGAUGCCGGCCGACUCCGGCUACCCCGCCUACCUGGGCGCCCGGCUGGCCAGCUUCUACGAGCGCGCCGGACGCGUCACGUGUCUGGGUAACCCGGACCGCGAGGGCUCGGUGUCGAUCGUGGGCGCCGUCUCGCCGCCCGGCGGCGACUUCUCCGACCCCGUCACCUCGGCCACGCUCGGCAUCGUCCAGGUGUUCUGGGGACUGGACAAGAAGCUCGCGCAGCGCAAGCACUUCCCCUCCAUCAACUGGCUCAUCUCGUACAGUAAAUACAUCCGCGCGCUGGAUGACUUCUACGAGAAGAACUUCAACGAGUUCACAUCGCUGCGGACCAAGGUGAAGGAGAUCCUGCAGGAGGAGGAGGACCUCUCUGAGAUCGUACAGCUGGUCGGUAAGGCCUCGCUGGCUGAGACCGACAAGAUCACCCUGGAGGUGGCCAAGCUGCUCAAAGACGACUUCCUGCAGCAGAACGGCUACACGCCGUACGAUCGGUUCUGCCCCUUCUACAAGACGGUGGGCAUGCUGAAGAACAUGAUCGCCUUCUACGAGCUGUCGCGCCACGCCGUCGAGUCCACCGCCCAGUCCGACACCAAGAUCACGUGGAAUGUCAUCCGUGAGACGAUGUCGCAGACCAUGUACCAGCUGUCGUCGAUGAAGUUCAAGGACCCGGUCAAAGACGGCGAAGCCAAGAUCAAGGCGGACUUCGAGGCGCUACACGAAGAGAUGCAGCAGGCGUUCAGAAAUCUGGAGGAUUAGCGUGUCAGAGGUCGCCCCCUGUAGGAGCCGUGGGUCGGCGUGCGGACGGCCGGCGUACAUUCCACCAGUGGGGCCCCGCCUGGCCGGGUCUCCGUGCUCGCGGCCCGCGCGCCCCGCCCUCGACGCUGUCUACCCGUUGUGUAUAGUCGGUGUGUGUGCGUGAGCUACAUGAGCAUGAUUAUUUGGUAACUAUUGUCCGUCGGACUGUGGUCGUGUUGAUUUUGAUAGCGGUUGCCAUACGUACGACGUGCGCCAGAUUGAGCCGCGGUUCUGCCGCGUGCGUUCUGCGCGCCACCAUCACGAGCGCAGGCUCUGGUGCGGCGGGCCCGUGUGAAUCAUUUCUGACUUAUUGUGCCGGUCGUUGGCGCCGGGAGUGCCGGUCUGUACAGCGCGUGGGUACGCAGAUAUAUAUGUGUAUGUGUAGUGAUAGCGGUCGGCCGUUCUGAUUUGAGGGUGCGCCGUGGAUUGGGUGGGGGCGCGGCGCGGAUCAUGCCGCGCGGCUGGUGCCGGACACAUUCCACGUGCAUGAAAUGUGAGCUCGUAAUAUUCGACAAAUGCAAAUAAACCGCCACUGGAGGGAGUGUGUCGCA